Bactrocera oleae (olive fruit fly) is the source of this 4069-nucleotide messenger RNA. The record is from RefSeq and is a predicted model, not a curated record. NCBI's taxonomy places the organism in Eukaryota, Metazoa, Arthropoda, Insecta, Diptera, Tephritidae.
CGCAAUCAGUUGCAAAGCAGUCGGCUUGGUGAACAUACGUAUAAAUGAAUAGUUGCGGUUAGCGUUUGGGCAAGCAAUUAACUAGCGUGCGAGCGAACGAACGAACCAAUGAGCGAGUAAGCAGACAAAAUAGCGGUCAGACAGUAGUCGAACGCGCGGGUUCGUGUCUUAAGUCUUUAGUUCGUUUUCACUUUUCGCUUAACGGUGCGACUAGAGCGCCGGCAAACACACAUACAUACAUAUAUACGUGUGUGUAUGUAGUAGUAGUGUGAAGAUUCUAGCGCUUGCGAGUGACGGCAACGCAAACAGUUCAAGAUGCGCUGAUGAUAAAUUCUUGUUAGCACAACGAGACAAACCACUCGAAUAUUUACGAUAUUGGCAUAAAUUAACUGUUGCCUUUGCGGUAAUUACUAUAAAUAGUCUAACGAGACACAGUGCGGAGUGGAGCUGAGCGGUAUAUUUGCAUGUUUGGCAGAUUUUAUUGUAUUUCUUUAAAGUUUUGUUUAAAGUGCGUGAAGUAAUUAGUGCUGCUGGUCAAACGGGUGGCAUGUGUGGCACACAUACACACAUACGCAUGACAUGCGCGUGUAAAACGUAUUAACUGAAUGUGUGACAAAUAAUUAAAAAGCAAUUAAAGCUCUAAUUGUGGAGAAAAGAAAGGGAAACACGCGUGUUUUGUUAGAAAAAGAAUACAUAAAUGCACACGCAAUUGCAAAAUCUUACGAGACUUCCGUAAAAUUGGAAAAAAAGUGUGCAAAAACAUUGUAAGCGUUUGAGAUAUUAGCGAGUAAAUGAUAAUGAGAUAACAAAAUUCUGUGGCAAUAAAAUCGUGUGAAUAGUAAAAAAAAUAAAGAUUGCAGUGCCGAGUGAUAAAUAUGCAUAAACUUUUAUAUAUUUAACUAUUUACAUAUGUGUAUGUAUAUGUCUAUAAAUAUAUAAAAAAAAAUGUGAUUAGACAAGAGCUUGAAGAGUAAUACGAUCGUGGUGAAUAAAUGUGCAAUUAAAAAAUUAUAAACAAAGACUAUAAAAUUAAACAACGACAAUCACAACAACAACGAUACGAACCAAUAAAAAAAUUAAUUGCAACAAAAUUGUAAUUAUCAACAAUAAAAGCAAUAACGACAUUUUUGCUGCUGACAGCGCAAGGUGACGCUAUUUAUAAAAACAACAAGCAAAACUCACACAUGUGUAUGUGACACAUGCAUACACAUAUACACACGUGUGUGGAAGUAUAGCAUCCUCUUGCUCAAGAGUUUGUGGGAAUUGUGAGCAUUCAACGCAUUAAUUUCUUAACUUCGUGUCUUUUUAUAACAACAACAAUCUAUAUUAACGACAAUUACAACUAAAGCAACAACGACAACAAUAACAAGAACAACAACGUUGCGCAUUACAACGACAUAUUGCAGCAAGCGUAACGCACAACGAAAGUGAAAGCAAAAUUAACUGCACAUUGAAGCGCGACAAAAACCGACCGAAUAGACAAAUACCCAGUUAAGCGUAAGCGGAUUAACGCAACAAAACGCUUCUUUUAACAUUGAAACUAAAAAGCAAAAACAUAAAUAUACACGCAUAAGGCGAGCAAAAAAUACUAAAAAAUCAUAAUACAUUUAUUGGCAGCGGAGUUAAUAAUAAGAGAAUAAAAAUAUGUACGGCAGAAAACGCUUUAAUUCAAACGAAAUUACUAACAACUAAACGAGCUGCUUUCGAAAAGGUGUCAUCAAACAGCGGUUAUUACACAAAAACCCAUGCCUUUAUACAUACCCACAUAAACUAGCAUACAAAAAAACAUUUAUAUUGGCCAGAUUUAGCAUAAGAAUAAGCACAUUCACCAUAACGGGACAAAAAAUAAAAUAACAAACAUAAAACAACACCAAAAAAAAGACAAAUUAAAAAAAGCGAUAACAUUCCAAAAAAAUAUUCAAAGCAUUACAACAAUUGGUAGUGUUGACCUCAACGAACGACUUCUCUCAAUCAACGACUCAACUGAAACGAAAACACUCAAUGCUCAAAGAACGCCCAAGACACACUCAAACGCCUUGAACAUUCGCACAGCAUUCAAUAUAAGCUUAGCCGAGAGACGCGUUUUAUGCUUUUUAUGCCGUUAUUGAUUUUCAUAUAGUCUCAGCAUACAUAUAUACAUACAUACAUACAUACAAACGUACAUAUAUUUAUAUAUAGAUAUAUAGUUGUAUAUGACAAACUUUGCUUCUGUUGAAUUGACAAUUUUUAUAUUCAAAAAACCACAACAACAACAAAAUGAAUUAUGAAAAGGCCAUCGGUGAAACGCUGCAGUACGAGAGUAAAGUCAACGGCAGCUACAACAACAACAAUACAAAUAGCAUACAAGCAUUUUGGAAUGAUCAAAUAAUGGAGCGCUUCAUAAAGGCCAAUUUAUUUAUGAUUUGCUGUGUGGCAGCCGGAUUGCUACUGAUCGUCUAUUUGGGUGCGUUCUCCUGCGAAGUCUCUUGGAUAUUGGAAGCACAUGGCGAUUUGCCUAUGUCAUCGUAUAUUCUUUGCACACAAUUCUUCAUAGUUUUUGUGGCAACAACAAUACUCAUACACGGACUGGUCACCGGUUUACCGUGGGGUCUAUUCGCAUGGUCAGUCAUUAUUGGGCUACUUUCAAUACCGGAACUGAUAUUUGUCAUGAUUAUGACAACACAGCACUGGGGCCUACAAUCGGUGCAUGGACUCACUGAGCUCAUUUCCUACCUCGUAAGACUGGUGAUAAAUUGCUUUGCGUUAAUUUGUGUGAUACCAACCGGUAUAAGAUGGCGUCGCGAGACACAGGUGCUGACACAACUGCAAGGCUUGGCCACACGCCUCCAGCUGCAGACGCCACCGCCGAGCGUGCCGAUCGUGAAGGCCGACUCGCGACGCGCCAGCAAACGGCGGCAGAGUGGCGCUUUCGAGAAUGCUGGCUACGAGGUGAGCGAACCAACCAAGAUCAAUAUGGCGGGCUCGCAGGCGCAAGGCCUAAACAUGUACAACAACAAUAAUCCGUUGUUUGGCUCACAAAACGAAUUCAAUGCGGCGAUCUUCAUGCCACAGUACAUGCAACAGUUCAACGGCCACGCUUAUGGUCACAACGGUAGCGGCGUGCAGAUGCGCAACGCCGGCAAUCGCGCCCAAUCGCUCAUGGAUUUGCGCUGCACGCUUCCCGGUAUGUAUAAUCCGCGCUACGUGCUCGACACGGAAGACAAAAACGGCAAAUAUUUCAACAUCACCAUUGACGACCUAAAGAAUAGCAUACAGGACUCGAAUAAGCACCAGCCCCCACCGUCGGUCAUCGGUUCAGUGAACGAUCCCAUCUACUGUUCGAUUGAGCCGAAGUUGCCCACACCGCCGCAACAGCGUCAACGCUCGCCAGAGAAGUCCGCGCAAGCGUCGUCGUCGGGAAAGUUGACACGCAACUGCAUUUCGCUGGAGAAUUUGGAUGGCAUUACGAAGGUGCAAAACGAGCUGGCCGCCUAUGGCAACAAUCUGUUGCAAAACUACACACAACAACAACAAUACUACUUGGCCAUGCUAAGCGGUUAUCUGAAUAAUCCGGUGCAUGGCACAGGCGUUUAUCGGCGUCCGUCGAGUGGCUCGGCGGUGGGUCCGUUCUCGGGCACCGUGUUGGCGCAACCUCUGCCGCGGCGCAACUCACAGCAGCUGCAGUACUAUGGCGGCUUCGACUAUGCGAAUUACACGAAUCCCUACAUAAUGGCGAACAGUAAACUGUCGCUCGGCAAUGAGUCCGACGAUUAUCGGAAAUAUCGCGAUGUGGCGCUGUAGGCGCACAGGAGAUAUUUUUUUGUAAGUUAUGUUUUUAGGUGCUAGAAAAUGAGUCAAUGUUUACUUUAGUUUAUAGUUUGAGGUUAAGUUACAUUUUACAUUACAUUUUAAUAUUUAGGAUUAGUACGAGUACGAGUGUAUAGUUAUUUGGGCUUAAGCCACAUAAGCACUGAUUGACUAUAUAAAUUAUUGAGGUUAUGUAUACAAAUUUUAUAAAAUUAUAAUAAUUAACACAAAUAAAAAUGUAUUUGUAUAAAUUAACUGGAAUAAAUAAUAACACGAAAAAAAA